Messenger RNA from Marchantia polymorpha subsp. ruderalis, 2415 nucleotides. NCBI's taxonomy places the organism in Eukaryota, Viridiplantae, Streptophyta, Marchantiopsida, Marchantiales, Marchantiaceae. The record is from the annotation of a GenBank genome assembly.
UUCAUUCUCAUUGUUCCGACAGACAGAGGCUUGGUCUGUGGGCAUCGUCCGAUUCGUCCCCCCUGCCCUGACUCGAUUUGGCACAUCCUCUAGUUUAAGUCGCAAAUAUCUAUCGAAAAUUGAUCGCUCUUGUCGGCGCCUGAAUCCAUAUUGUUGCGUGACACGCCAGCGUAAAGAUUAUUUCUUAUACAUAUAGAUAUAUAUAAAUAUAUAAGAAGAUGAUGAUGAAAAGGAACGAAUAAUAUGAACAAAAUGACUGAAAGAUAAUAAUUUUCAAUCGCAUGGAGCUCGAAUAUACACACUAUAAGCAAAAAUGGCGGGCCGAGGCUCAGCACAUUUACAACCGAACCCGCAGCUUCCACGCAGAGGAGCUGACAUGGGCCGAAAUGACGAUAGGCCUCAUAUAGCAUUGAGGACGCUGCGUAACGAUAUCGAUAUCCGCGACCACUAUAACAUCACGGGUGUCUUGGGCCAAGGCGCGUUUGGGCGAUGUUACGAGGUUAGAAAAAUAGGAAACGAACGGAUCCGAUUGGCAAUGAAGGAACUAACCAAGGACGUAGCCGGAAAUCCCGACGUUCCCGAAUUGAGACGUUUGUUCAAUGAAAUAAUAAUUAUGAACCGCGUGCUUUCUCCCCACCCGCACAUAGUCGAGCUCCGCGAUCUGAUAUUGGGUGUAGAGAAACUCUUCAUCGUCACCGAAAAAUGUUGCGCAAAGAAUUUGGAAGAUUUUUACCCGAGUGCCAACAACUACAGAGGGAAAAAGAUCUUUAAGCAAUUAGUCGAAGCCGUCCACUUCAUGCACCAACAUGGAGUGGUGCACAACGAUUUGAAAGCGCAGAACGUCAUGUUCGCCACGACGCUCAUGAGGGACAUCAAAGUCAUAGACUUCGGAUUGGCCACCUAUCACCAGGACCUGGCCACCAGGACUCAUGCUAAUUUUGAACCGAGACAAUACUAUCAAGAUGACGAGUUGCAUCCACCGGGUGAUCCUUACACGCAAACAUUUAAAGACAUUCGACAAUUAGGCAACAUCCUCCAUAGCAUUCUGGCCGGCACCGAGGUCGACUUUUCCGAAGAUGAGGUGUACGUGCCGGACGAUCUGGCCCCGGUUAGAACGCAGAUCUUCGACGCUCGGGCCACGAAUUUGUUAGAUCUCAUAGGCCCCAUCCGUCGACAUAAUGAUCCCAACGGUCGGUUGGCGACCGUUCCAGAGAUUCUUCAGCAUCCUUGGCUUGCUUGAUCGAGAUCAUUCGAUCCUCUCAUCUUCGUAGAUAUCACGCCUUAUGAGUUCCACCGAUUCUCUGCCAUCAGAACGUCUUCCAGGUUCAACAAAGUUCCAGACACAUAGUGCAUUAAUUUUUGAGUUUCAAGAUUUGAAGGAAUGAUGGUCGAUUUUUACGUAAGCUAUUUCUUCGAGCUUGGAUGUAUAUUGGACCUGAAACUGUGUGGAAGCUUGGACUUGGAGAAGGCGCAAGAGCCUUCAAAAAUUUUGACCUAACGCAAUUCCAAGGACAAAGUUGAGACAUCUUUGAGUGUGAAGUUUUUGAAAGAUAUUUACAUGAUGGCUUCUCAAGACAAUAUGAUACUCAAUCUUCUGCAAACGAUUAUGGAAGAAUUGAAAAUGCUCUGCCAAGAGCACUUUCAAUUCUUUCUCACGCUUGUAACCUGUCUUCUUACAAUCAAAGCCUUACACAUGGAUUCCAUAUAAUCUCUAAAACUUUUCAUUUUGAGAAAGAAAAGAAAAACUAGGUUACUACAAAGUGCCAAACUAUAAUCAUUACAGCGCUGUUUCAAGCUGGUUUUCAUCCUACAUUCAACACUAUAGACCAUAUCUUGGUUUUCCGUGUUUUAUGGGAGAUAUUCAAGGGAUUAUCCUUGGAAAAGCUUUGUUUUGUGCCUUCAUUGACUUCAAGAAAGCUUUUGACACAGUACCUCGUGAACUUUUGUGGGAAAAAUUGCAGACCAUUGGAGUACCAUCAAAUCUCUCACAUUAUACCACUCGGUUUGGACCAAGAUCAACACUUCUCAAACCAAAGAGAUUUUGAGUAUCAUUGGAGUCAUUUAAGAUUGUACUUUCUCUCUUAUUCUCUUUGGAGUUUUCAUAGAUGAUAUAGAAAGGUGGUUAGAGGAUUGUGUCCGUGGAGGUGUCAAACUUGGAAGCUUUGUCAUCAAAGCUCUUUUGUAUGUAGAUGAUUUCAUAUUACUAGCACGUCAUGUCAUUAGUUUACAGAAACACCUUGACACUUUGGCUAGCUUUUGUAUUCAAAAUCAGAUGGAGGUCAAUUUGGAGAAGUCAAAAGUCAUUCUUGUGGGCACUAGAUCCAAGCUUUCUUUCUUUUACAAAGUAUUAGAAUUGGAACAAGUGAAGAGUUAUAAAUAUUUAAGCAUUGAUUUCUCAUACGAUUAUAGUUGGAC